Molecule: messenger RNA, 1117 nt
Organism: Nematolebias whitei (Rio pearlfish)
Lineage: Eukaryota; Metazoa; Chordata; Actinopteri; Cyprinodontiformes; Rivulidae
Product: intermediate filament protein ON3
Exons: 9
Coding region: 1-1053 (350 amino acids)
Cellular component (GO): keratin filament
Source: RefSeq, a predicted model, not a curated record
AUGCCCUCCUCAUCCUUCAGCAGCAGGACCGUGGACCCCCCCAGCGGGGACCAGAGACGGAGUCUCCCGGACCACAGCAAGUCCAGGGAGAAGGAGCAGCUGGUCGGACUGAACGACAGGUUCGUCCAGUUGAUUGACAAGGUGAAAGGUCUGGAGGACGAGAAGAAAAAGCUGGAGAAGAAACUGGAGUUGCUCAAGAAGCAGGACGACUACGCCGUGAACAUAGACGACAAUCUGAGGAGGGAGGACAACGAGCUGGAGGAGAAGAUAGACAAGCUGCUUCGGGACAAGGACAAGCUGAAGGACGAUCUGGACAAGAUCACGAAGGAGAAGGAUGACCACAAAAAGAGGUAUGAAGAUGAGAUCAAAAAUAAAACUAAAGUGGAGGAUCUUUUCAUCCUUGCCAAGAAGGAAGUGGACGAAGGACACUUUGCGUUAGUAGCAGAUGCUCUGGACCUGGAGGAACUGAGCAGAGAGCUGGAGCGCCUUACCCCAUUGUUUGAAGAGGAGAUCAAAGAGCUCAAGUCACUUGUCAGGAACGACAAAGUGGUCCUUCGUGAAAACAACAAGCGCCACCUGAACAUGGACGACAUCGUCAAGGAGGUCAAUAAGAAGUACGCCGACUUGGCCGCCCGUGCCCGGGAAGAAGCCGAGCUUUGGAACCAGAGGAAGAUGGACGACAUGGUCUCGAGUGUUGCUCAGGGCGAGCAGAAACUGCGCGACAUCAAGAGGGAGAUCUCGGACACGAAGCGCCUCAUUCAGAGGCUCAAAGGAGACCUGGACGCUCUGAAAAGGAAGGAAGACGCCCUGAAGAGAGACAUUGACGAUGCAAGAAAGGACGGCGACGAAAACAUGGCGAAGGCUCAAAAAGACAUCAAGCAGUUGGAGGACGCCAUGAAGAAGCACAAGCAGGACUUGGCUCAACAAGUUCUGGACCAUCAAAAGCUGUUGGACCUCAAACUGAGCCUGGACAUUGAGAUCGCCACCUACCGUAAGCUGCUGGAGGGCGAGGAGAGAAGAAUGAACGAGCGUCAGUUCAACGCAGAUUAUUAAAAACAAACCAAUCCACGUCCUUACUUGCACGCAGACGUUCACCUGCCUGAGAGAAAAAUGUCCC